AUCUACAAAGAAUAGGGCAAGAGAUGGAAGUAGUAAGAGGACACUAGAAAGAAAUGGAUGUACAAAAUGAAAACAGCAGAUUUGAAAACAAAGAAAAUGUUUUAUGUAACAGGAACAUUUUAACCUUUUUGUUUAAACAUAUGUCUGAUCUUUCUUGCUACCAGAGGAAGACUUACAAAUUCCUUCAGAAAAUUGGAUCAAAUAUGGUAUGAUUCUGAAGAAUAAUUGCACAAUAAAUUGCACUCUUUUGCUUAACAGAUAUGUUCAGUGUAUAUUCACUGUUAGGAAAAUUUUUUGGUUAUUGAAAACAUUAAGUCUUAUCAAACCAAUACAGCAAAAGCAGAAUGAAAUAAACUCUAUUCCAUUUUUGUACACUAUCAGCUCAGUUAGGUUGCUCACGCAAAGCCCAAGUACCACCAUAUAGAUACAUCAUUUAGUUCAUCAUUUAGCAUCUAUUAGGUCUUCAAUAAUUGCACUACCUCUGAGCAUCCAGCUAAGCAAAGAGCUGGAACAGCUGAAGAACAGAGAUAAGCAGUGCCAAAGUGAAGUUCAGAUCAAGAGUUCUUCUUCCUAAAUUAGUCAGUAGCUUGAUGAGGUUAACCCUAAGGAGAGUUUUAGAAGAGGAAAAUGACAAAAUCAAGCUUAACGUGCUAGCAAAUUUUUCUAGCCAGGCAGCUUCCAGUGUACAUCGGUGCAUGGGGUUGUUUUUCCACAGGUAAAGGACUUCUCACUUCCCUUGUUGAGCUUCUAAAAGUUCCUGCCCCUCCAAAUCUCCAGCCUGUCCUCGCUGGCAGCACAACCCCACAGUGUCUUAGCCGCUCCUCCCAGUUUAUAUCAUCAGCAGAACUUGCUGAGAGUGCAGCAAGUAGUGUUUAUUUAAGCAGUGACAUCUCAUCAUUUUUGCUUUUCAAGUUAAAACAUCAUCAAUGACUUUCAUGGUGUCCUUUCAGCAUUACAAAAUUGGAUUCUUGGAUCUGUAAUGCCACAGAUUAUUUUUUUUGAGUUCUGAACAAGAGGUAUGUCUGUGUCCAGCUGUUUGUCCUCAAGCUCCACUUGGCUCUCUUUAUAUGUGACAAACAUGGCUGAUUUCUGGGGAAUGAGCUUCUUCCUCAGCCUGGAGGAUGACGAUAUCUUCUACCCCAUCCUCCGGAUCAUGCUGAACAUAGCAUUAUUUGCAUUCAUGACGGCCUUGUGGAACUGGAAGGUAGGAGUCAGGGCUGGUGCUGAGCCAGGCGCUGCAACACAGGGAGGGGGGUCGGAGGGGUCAGGGCCAUCCGCAGGGCUGGGCUGGGCCCUGCCUGGGAGGAGAGGCCGUGUCCCAGCGGGGCUGGCCAGGCUCGGCCGGGAGUCCCGACGCAGGCGCGGGGCUGGGCCUGGCUGUGCCCUGGGUUGGUGGGUGCCGCUGAGGCUGCUGGGGAUGCUCCCCUCUCACUUGCUGCUUUCUGUGCCCAUACAGGAAGAGAGACAGAGGAAGUGCCAACACGGAGGUAACCGGGAAGAUUCUAGAGGUGCUCCACAUCCACUCUCUCCGUCUCCUUUGCCAACGGUUUCGGACUUCCACUCGUCUUCACAGCACGCGAGGAUGCAUACGCACAUUUGUGAGCAACUGUUUUCAAGGAUGAAGUACAAGAAGAGUAAGAUUUCAUCAAAAAUCGCUGAUAAGCACCAUGAGAGCUCACUGAGAACUGCACCCACUGCCAUCAAACCAGAGUGAUGCGUCAGUUUCACUAAAACAAGGUCACAUAUCCCACUAGUUACAUGGUUUUGUUGCUCUUUUUAAAAAUGCUUUAAUAAAAAACGUUUUAAAUCUUUUUCAUCAUGUUUUCACCACUGACUUGGAUAUAGGAUCUGAAGGUGUACUGUGCAAGUUUGUAGAUGACACUAAAUUGGGAGGAGCUGUUGAUGUCCUCAAGGGCAGACAGACCUUGACAACAGACUCUUGGAGCCUCCAGCCCCUGCUCUUUCUGCCCUCUUCCCUCUUCUCCUUACACGGGUCCAGGGGGGCACAGACCCAGCAAACAAAUCUCAGCCUAAAUUUUUUCACUGAGGAAGGAGACAGGGUGAGGACAUGGCCUCAGCAAGUGGCCAUGAAAGCUGGCUGAGGAUUCCCAUGUUCAGUCCCCAUUUACAGGGACUUCAAUUCCUGAAACACCAGCGAACUGCUCAACCUUGUUAGCAAGGUCAGUUAUCCCUGGCAUAGUCAACAAGCAGCUUGAGUCUUAAGGAGUCUUGCUUGUCUGUAUGAAAGAGGCUUUGUUGGUUGCUGACUUGCAGUGGGCCAUGUGAUAUGGGCCUGGAGCAAACCAGUAAAUUCAGAAGCCAAGCUAAUGUAUGAAGAGAGAAUUUUCUCUUGAGAAGGUAAGGGUGGGGCAGAGGACAUGGUAAUUACACGCUCUUCAUGAGCCCUGCUUUUCUUUCUUUGCCCAAAGCAACUUUAGAGAAAGCGUUCCUAUUUGUGUAUCUCGCAUCAGCUCUGCCCUCCCCCCACACAAGGAAAAUUCCCAUUAAGAAGAUCUGUUUUUCUUCGAAGGAAAUUCAGCAGCAACGGGGGAUAACAUAAUCCAUGGUUGGUUAAUAAAAAUCUGGGAUCCUCUGCUGGAAGCCCUGGAGCACAGACUGCUGUACUCGUAGCAGGGACAAGUGCUUGAUGCACAGAAUGGCCACGCCAAGUCACAAGCUCCUG
This is a messenger RNA of Lagopus muta (rock ptarmigan), 2683 nucleotides long. RefSeq lists its product as uncharacterized. The transcript is spliced from 2 exons. Bases 1019 to 1714 code for a protein of 231 amino acids. NCBI's taxonomy places the organism in Eukaryota, Metazoa, Chordata, Aves, Galliformes, Phasianidae. The record is from RefSeq and is a predicted model, not a curated record.